Messenger RNA from Nomascus leucogenys (northern white-cheeked gibbon), 942 nucleotides. Its product is annotated as olfactory receptor 5D16. NCBI's taxonomy places the organism in Eukaryota, Metazoa, Chordata, Mammalia, Primates, Hylobatidae. Gene Ontology annotation, biological process: G protein-coupled receptor signaling pathway; sensory perception of smell. Gene Ontology annotation, cellular component: membrane. The record is from RefSeq and is a predicted model, not a curated record. Gene Ontology annotation, molecular function: olfactory receptor activity; odorant binding.
AUGUUUCUGACAGAGAGAAAUAUGACCUCUGGGGCCACAUUCGCUUUCUUGGGCUUCUCAGAUUACCUGGAACUGCAAAUUCCCCUCUUCUUUGUAUUUCUGGCAGUCUAAGGCUUCAGUGUGGUAGGGAAGCUUGGGAUGAUAGUGAUCAUCAAAAUUAACCCGAAAUUGCACGCCCCCAUGUAUUUUUUCCUCAGCCAUCUCUCCAUUGUGGAUUUCUGCUAUUCCUAUCCCAUGAUGCUGGUGAACCUUGUUGUAGAAGAUAGAACCAUUUCAUUCUCAGGAUGUUUGGUGCAAUUCUUUUUCUUUUGCACCUUUGUAGUGACUGAAUUAAUUCUAUUCGCGGUGAUGGCCUAUGACCACUUUGCGGCCAUUUGCAAUCCUGUGCUCUACACAGUUGCCAUGUCCCAGAAACUCUGUGCCAUGCUGGUGGUUGGAUCGUAUGCAUGGGGAGUAACAUGUUCCUUGACACUCACACGCUCUGCUUUAAAGUUAUCUUUUCAUGGUUUCAACACAAUCAAUCAUUUCUUCUGUGAGUUAUCCUCCCUGAUAUCCCUCUCUUGCUCUUAUCUCAGCCAGUUGCUUCUUUUCACUGUUGCCACUUUUAAUGAGAUAAGCACACUACUCAUCAUUCUGACAUCUUAUGCAUUCAUCGUUAUCACCACCUUGAAGAUGCCUUCAGCCAGUGGGCACCGCAAAGUCUUCUCCCCCUGUGCCUCCCACCUGACUGCCAUCACCAUCUUCCAUGGCACCAUCCUCUUCCUCUACUGUGUGCCCAACUCCAAAAACACCAGGCACACAGUCAAAGUGGCCUCUGUGUUUUACACCGUGGUGAUCCCCAUGUUGAAUCCCCUGAUCUACAGUCUGAGAAAUAAAGAUGUUAAGGAUACCGUCCGAAAAAUAAUCAAUAUAAAAUAUUUUCAUAUUAAACAUAGGCAUUAA